Funneliformis caledonium is the source of this 573-nucleotide messenger RNA. The record is from the annotation of a GenBank genome assembly. NCBI's taxonomy places the organism in Eukaryota, Fungi, Glomeromycota, Glomeromycetes, Glomerales, Glomeraceae.
AUGUCUGAAGAACAAAUUCAAGCACAUUUUGACGAUUUUUAUGAAGAUUUUUUCACCGAAUUGUGCAAAUAUGGAGAGGUUGAAGAGAUGCAUGUAUGUGAUAAUGUAGGGGAUCAUUUGAUUGGAAAUGUUUAUGCUCGAUUUAGAUAUGAAGAAGAUGCUCAGAAAGCAGUAGAUAAUCUUAACCAAAGAUUUUAUGCUGGACGGCCUAUUUAUGCCGAGCUUUCUCCAGUUACAGAUUUUCGAGAAGCUUGUUGUCGUCAAAAUGAAAACGCAGAAUGUACUAGAGGAGGAUUCUGUAAUUUCAUGCAUUUGAAAGAGGUAUCAAGAUAUUUAAAGAAAGAGCUUUUUGCCGCUCAAAGAAAUUAUUUACGCGAACAAAGGCGAGUUAAACGCGAUAAGAGCGAAGAAAGUCGACAUUCUGAAAGUGGAUCUUCGCCACCUAGAGAAAUAUCAUCUGAUAGAGUUGAUCGGGAUGAUAGAUCAAGAGAAAAAGAUCGGAAAAGCUCGCGUCGAAAUCGUCGGGAAGAUCGAAGGGAUAGUUAUGCCGAAGAUUUGCGAUACGAAUAUUAA